ACAGCAGGUGGCAGCAUUCACCGCUAGCUGCUCAGGCUAGCACCCGGCGCCAUCUUGUGUUGGUCGACUGUUGCUGGGCAACCGCAGGACGCCAUGACAGCGCUGCACCAGGCGGCAGCCGCCGGAGACGUCCAGCAGGUCGAGGACAUUCUGAGGCAGAGCGGCUGCAAUGCCAACCAGAGAGACCUGGACUGGAGCCGCAAGACGCCUCUCCACUGGGCAGCAGCCACAGGUCACACGGAGACGGUCAGGAUGCUGCUGCAGCACGGAGCCAGGCCGUGUCUGAGGACAGAGCACGGAUGGACUCCGGCCCACAGCGCUGCCGAGUCUGGCCGACUGGCCGUGCUGCGGCUGCUGCACUCCCUGCAUGCCCCGAUGGACCAGCAGGACUGCUGCGGAGACACACCAGCACGGAUAGCCCAAAUAUACGGACACCAUGACUGCGCUCGAUUCAUUAAGAAAGCAGAGGUGGAGGGCCAGGCGUUCCGUGUGAUGGCGGCUCAGAGAGGGAUCUCAUUGGAUGACACAGACGAGGAGUGGGCAGCACAAGGCGAGGAGCAUGAGGAAGAGGAGGACGAGGAGCAAGAGGAGAUUUCUAAGGGCAACAAUCAGACGUAGCUGAACUUUCCUUCUGUGGCAUUUCUGAGCUUCAGAAUCAGAAUCAUAAUAAUCACAAUGUUAAAACUCAAAACACUGAAAUCUCUUCACAUUCAGUUCAGAAACAUAUUUUAUUGCAUCACAGAUGGAACACGACGUCGUGUGAAGACGGACAUGCUCACAAGCUUCUGGGAGAAACGUAAUUCAGCAUAACAAAUGUUUAAUAAAGAUAAAAACUAAUAAACAAUCUUAAAUAAAUCAUAAAUCAUGAAUAAAGGAUAAAUAAAAACACGUAAUAUACAGUAGUACGUAUACAUGAAUAUGUAACUGAAUGUAAAGCAACAGGGAUGAGAUGUUCACACGCAGCUCAUGAAGCUUCGAACUGUAGUUUCAUGAAGUGAAAUGUAGUUUUUAUGGGAUGUAUUGAGACGAUCCUCUUUCAGGUGGAGUCUAACUUUGUGGUGUCGCUGGUCCACACUGGCGCCUGCGAGCAGGAGGAGCAGAGUUACAAACAGUCAGGGGCAUCAUGGGUUUCCUGUUUCGCAGCUCACUUACACGUU
This is a messenger RNA of Cottoperca gobio, 1157 nucleotides long. RefSeq names its product ankyrin repeat domain 66 (gene ankrd66). NCBI's taxonomy places the organism in Eukaryota, Metazoa, Chordata, Actinopteri, Perciformes, Bovichtidae. The record is from RefSeq and is a predicted model, not a curated record. The transcript has 3 exons. Gene Ontology annotation, molecular function: protein binding. Bases 94 to 618 code for a protein of 174 amino acids.